AUGCAGCUGCAAGGGCAAAAGCUGCAGGAGCUGUGCGACAUCCGCACCUCAAUGGGCAUCCACAGCACCAGCGGAAUCUAUAUCGAUCGGUGGGGUGGGGGGAGUGGCAGCCCCAAAGCGAGGGCUUUCAGGUUGCUGCAUGCGGACAUAACUUCUGUGUAUGGACCCGGUAGUUCUGCUGCUGCUGCUGCUGCUGCUGCUGCUGCUGCGGCUGCUGGUGAUGCGGGUGGUGGUGCUGCUGGUGCUGGUGGUGGUGGUGCUGCUGCUGGUGCUGGUGCUGGUGGUGGUGGUGGUGGUGCUGGUGGUGGUGGUUGUGGUGGUGCUGCUGGUGGUGGUGGUGGUGGUGCUGCUGCUGCUGCUGCUGUUGCGGCAGCAGCAGCGGCAGCAGGAGUUGGAGAAGGAGUAGCAGCAGCAGCAGCAGGAGAAGGAGCAGCAGCAACAGCAAAAGCAGCAGCAGGAGCAGCGGUAGCAGCAGCAGGAGCAGCAACAGCAGCAGAAAAAGACCAGCUGCAGCAGCAGCAGCAGCAGCAGCUGCUGCUGCUGCUGCUGCUGCUGCUGCAGGAUAUCGCUUUCAAGGCCUUCACAAACCCUCAAGAACUACCUGAUUAG
Messenger RNA from Eimeria mitis, 609 nucleotides. RefSeq names its product Alpha amylase, catalytic domain containing protein, putative. NCBI's taxonomy places the organism in Eukaryota, Apicomplexa, Conoidasida, Eucoccidiorida, Eimeriidae. The coding region runs from base 1 to 609 and encodes 202 amino acids. The record is from RefSeq and is a predicted model, not a curated record. The transcript has 3 exons.